AAAAAACUGAAAUGUUCACUUAUUUUUAACAAUAUUUUAAUUCAAAUAAUGAUGAUUAUAAUAUUGUUUCUUACUUUAUCAAAUAUAUUUGACUUUAACUGUGCACAACAUCAAACGAACUUACUUGCUGAUAUAGUAAAAUCAAGAUGUACUCACUGGAAGAUUGAACAUGGAGCGACUAAUAUAAAUUGUAGUGAGAUCUGGAAUUCGUUUGAGAACAUUUUAAUUUCUCCUGCUGCUAAAUCACAAUGUCCUAUGAAACCAAAAUCAUACGAUGAUUUUGUUUAUCAAUUAUUUGAAUUGGAACAACAACAAUUACGACAACAGCAACGUACAAUUCAAACUGAAUAUUACUUCCAUUCUCAAGUGAUGGAAGUCAUUCGUGGAAUGUGUAAACGUCUUGGAAUGUGUCGUUCUCUAGAAACUACAUUGCCAGGAUAUCUGUUUGAUGAUUUGAAUUGGUGUAAUAAAACAUUAACAGGCAUGACAAACUAUGGGACUUCAUGUGGAUGCGAUCGUAAAAUUGUUGUUCGGGCUUACUGGGAAAGUGCUUCGGCUGAGUUUGCCAGGAGAGCAUCUGGUAACGUCUUUGUGGUACUGAAUGGCUCGGUCAAGGUUCCAUUUGAUGGAAAUAGAACUUUUGGAAAAAUAGAACUACCACUGUUGAGUGGUCCUCGAGUACGACAAAUAACUGUGAAACUAAUUCAUAGUUUGGAAGAUUUCACUUACCGACAAACUUGUGAAUCGUGGAGUCUGCAACAACUUGCAAACAAACUGAACUCUUCGCAUAUUCCUUUUCGCUGCAUCGAUGAUCCUUUGGAGUUCAGACAUUAUCAAUGCAUCAAAACACCUUACAAGCAACGAUGUCAGUUUUCAGCUUCGACGAGGUCAAGCGUCGUAGAGACAUUACUAACACUUUUAUCACUAGUCAUUUGUUUAACUUUAUAUACUUGCAUGAGUUGAAAUAACUUCUCAGGAGUAAACUUUGAACAGCGGAAAAGAAAGUAAAUACAACUCAGGAACAAAAAAUUUUCUUUUCGACUAUGGUGCUGUACUGUCGUAUUUAUUGUUAUCAGGCAAAUGUGGUAUAUUGAAAACUGAAAUGAACAAUCACAAGUUAUUUGGAAAAUUCAAGUAUCACAGACAGGAUGAUUAAUGAUCUGAAGGUUAAAGCAAACAGGUAGGAUCAGAUGUACGAUUGAUAAUUAUACAUCCGAUAGAUGUAGAGAAGUAAUAAAACACUUCGCAUAAUAGUCAUGUGAAGUCGGAAAAGGGGAAUAACAAAGCUAGCUAAAGAUUCUGUCAGCUAGGUCUAACACUAAAAUGAUAACGUUCUGAGUUUCCUCGUGAUGAUAAAGGAAUAAAACACUAACGAGUAACAUCUUUUCAUACAGUGUUAAAUCAAGAGUCCACCAGGAAGAUUUAUUGAUUGUAUGCUUCGAUCAAAUAUGAGAAAUUAACCAGGUCCGAUUAACGGCAUACCAAUCAAAUGAAGCUGAAAGUAUGUAAAGCGUUCUCAACGAAUCAGUGAACAGACAAAAAUGUCCAACGUCUUCGUCUGUCGAAAGCUAAUGGUGUAUACAAAUGUAUUAUCAAUAAAGCUGCUGCACUAGCCUCCCACUAGAACGUAGAUACAACAAAUAAUGUCUCUAUUCGGCAGUAACUAUAAAAAUACAUCAUGUGGAAACAGAAAGUAACGAGGAUCAAAACAUACUCUAGUUUAGGAGAGGCAUAACAACACUAGGUUACUUGUAAAGUCGUGGUGAUAAGUAAUACUACUAAACCUAACAUUUAUGCGAGUAUUCAAAACGAACGUUUGAUGUGCAUGAAGUCAGAAUCAUCCAGAAUAUUGUAAAUGUAAUAGGUAAGGUACUACGAUUCAAUAUAUGACCCGUAACUUUGUAACGGUAAAUAAAUCUCCAAACUAAAUAGCUCUAUGAGUCUUCGACAUUCGAUGCUGGCCACAUUAGUUUUAAUGGACUCACCUAGCUGAAGGCGCUCGGUCAUGCAUCUGCACCAGAUCACGAGUGUGAACACCGCGCUCAAAAUCCCCUGUAAUUGCUAGCCAGCCUAGAUCAGUCGAUCCUCGAUAUAUUGAUAACCUUUCAAAUAUAUAUUCGAACCUCCUCGCUUCUGUCUUUUGAUUUCACUUGGUGGAGACGAUUCAUAGUAGAUGUUACUGGUUAAGGCGUUGUCAAACCACUUGAUUCCUAAACUCUCUUCAUUGAAAUUUUCUAAAAUUUGGUGUACUAUUGAGCUCGCUCGCUUUAUUGUGUAGGUGAUUUGAAAGGUGGUUCUGGUGAAACAGUGGCUGUUCUAGAAUUGAACUAUUUAUUGAAUAACACCCUAUAUUUCAAACGCAGUCAAGCUUAGAACCCGAUCUACGCAUGUCAUGUUUUGUGAUUAACUCUGUGUGUACAGAUCAUUGUGACAUGCAAUUUGUUGCAUAAACCCCUUUAUUCCGUCUUUGGCCGUCUAUUCUGGUUUUGGCAAUCAGUGAGAAUUGACUACAUUAUCUCCUAUUCUCAGUUUUCCACGUGAAUUUUUCAACCAUGGUAACAGGAAACUAGAAUCCAAUACAUAAGUGUUCAACAAAGUCCAUAAUGCUUCGUAUCAUAUUGCUCCUCACUUUGCAGCACAGUGAUCUCGAGUGGUAAGGGAAUUAAACUCCGGUUCGGCAGUGUGCUUUUCAUCCAAUCAGAAUGAAGCAGGAAUUGUCAUUUGCGUCAUCGUUGUAAGCAUUGGCGGUUGGAUCACCUUGUUCUCUUUUCUCGCUGCAAUAUUUUAUCUUCCAGCGUGCUGAAAUUCCGUUAUUUAUUUGAUGUCAAUGUUGACGAUAAGGUUUUUGAAUCGGUUCCGUUUCCUCAGUUGCCACUAGUUAAACAGAUUUCGGAUGUUGAUCCGUAGCCAGUUGCAUUUAGUUAAUACUUAGAAUAUUCCUCUUCUAGGGCUAUGUAAUCUCAUACUGAUCGUUUUAUAAUUUCAACGCCUAAGCACAUUAACGUAAAUUAAAAUUUAAGCAACUCUGGUUACUGAACACAUGUGUUUCAUUACUUCCUUAAAGUCUGAUUAUUAUGUUGACUGAAAUGAAUUAUAUGACAACAGGUAUAUCAUCAAAUUAAAGAGGUACCGUAAUUGCUAUUCUUCUUGAGCAGUUAUGUUAUUAAAAUAGAUGACUAUAGACGACUAGGCCUAUAAACACAACAAACAAACUAUAAGCUAAUAAGACUUACCUAGAAGACAAAGUAUAUUAUUUCAAGACUGAAGAUCACAGCUAUUUAUGUAUCAAAACAUGGUUUAUAGCACAGCUACUAGAACCGUUCUCCGUUAUUCACUGACGGUUUGCUACGAAACAACCACGACUAUUAUUAAGCUUUCCAUAGCUUAGGCCAUCAUCUCAUCAUGUAAUGCACGUGUCUGGUGUAAUCCAAUUUGGCGUAAUGAAUAAAAGUUACACUCACAGCUCUUUGCAUGAGGACUAGAGGACUGAGAUAUGGUUCCCCAACUAAGUACUAUGUAUUCGCUUUCAACAACUAAGAAUUUCCGGUUGAUAACGUUCUAAAGAGUAGUCAUAUUAUGACAUGGUCCUCACUAUCUGAUGAACGCCAAUGUAAAGAGAUCUAAGGGCAUCGCAUAACGUAACAGACAAUUUCCUUUUAUGGAAGACGCGUAUCAACAGUCGUCCGGGAAGUAUGUAGCUCAUCUAUGUAACCAAAACUAUAUUGAAAGGCGCAGGACAGUGAACCUUUCUCACGAGUCUAAAACCAAUUGCAAAUAUUAGAGAUCGAUGACAGAGAUCACUCAUUAACUCAUCGAUUACUGGUUCAAAGAUAUAUAGUGAUAGCAAUUUAUUUUCAUAUAACAAUAUUUUGUAGGAUGGAAAUAGAUGGAAAUGUUACAGACGUUAUAUGGUUUACCGUAAUAAGUUAGGUUGAUAUAUAAUAUAACAUAGUAACAGGGGGGAAAUUCACGUACAUAAGAAUAUGAAUAAUGUUAUGGUCGAUCAUAAUAUAUAGCAAGUGCAAGUCAUCCCCACAGGCAUGAUCAAUAGGAAGGGAUAGUGGAAAUGUUUGAUGGAAUAUCCAUGCAGAAUAAUCAGCAAGAUAGUAGGUUUGUGUUCACAGUUGAAAUAAUCUGUUUAAAAGUCGUACAUCGUACGAUCUGUAACCUUGACGAACACACACCUGCUCCAAAUUCUACCUUUGCAUGUUGCAUUCAUGGCGCUGAAAAGAAGGGAGGAAUAUGAGGACUGAUUAAACUCCUAUAGUCAUUUUCAUAUCAUGGAGAAGACCUUUACGUUUUGUAAUCUCUGAAUAAGGUGAUCUUGUAAGUACUUGAACUUUAACCCACUGAUGUCCAAAGACUUUGUUCCAAGUAGAGGUACUUGUGAUUAUCUUUCCUGAAUAUCUAAAUCAGAAACACCCGUAUAGACGAGCCAUUUAUUCAUGACACAGAAUGUUGAACUGUUUUAAGUUAUCACUAGCUCAGUAUCACAUAUAUUCACAGUAAGAAUCACUGUUAAGAAUAGGCAUAACAGUAUUACAUAAUUUGAUCAAUUAGAACCCAACACUGCCCCUUUCCUGGAUUCAUUUAAUAGAAAGUGAUAGACGUUCAUCCUAGGAACACUAUCAGGAUGAUUUGAGAGUCGAAAACCUCAUAGUGUCAUAAUGUCGAGUUACAAUAUUUGUCCGCAGACAAAGACAUUCUUGGCGUUUCCUUAAUUAAUAGCUCACCACGAACUAUGUAAUCAGUUGAUGAUUGACCUAGCGCCUUAAUUUAGGGGUAUGUCUAAUUAGACUAAUGAGGUCAGUAUCAAUAUCGAAGGCUAACAAAACUUAGUCUCGCUUCAUCUCACUCCUCUUCAGAUAGGUAGUGAAACCUCUAAGACAUGACCGGCAAGAAGCUUGAAGUCAACGAGCAUGCUAUUGCUUAACACUUCUGAUGGUUGGCCAGAAGGGCCUAAUCGUCCUCACUUACUUUGAGGAGUGACAGGAGAUGAGCAAAAUACAUUAUUAAAUCGUGUUUAGAACGUUGAAUUGGUUUCACUUCCUACCCAGAUAUCCUAUUACAAGCAACCUGAACAAUUCGCUAAAAAAGAAGCCUACUCAAUACCCCAUAAAGUCUAAAAAAGGCUCUAACAGCUUCGACAAAAAAAGACAGCCAUUUGUGUAUCAUAAUACUGUUAUUGGUACUAUAUUUUACAACUACACAUAAUCCCAUACUCUCAGCUGCUUUCUGAACCACCUCCACUUGUCAGUUGUUUAUCCACUCAUACAUUGUUCAAUUUUCUUUAACUUAUUAGAAGGCUCUAGCAUAGUAAAUACUCUAAUAAAAGAAAAUUAUACUGAGUAGUCAUACCUCGCCCAAGCAACCAAUAAAGGGGAAAUAAAGCGGACGAUAGCGUAAAUAAAGGGGAAAUGUCGUUUUUUCGACUUUACGUCGGUUAUUUAGGGGAAAUGUCGCUUUUUCCUCCUUACGUCGUGUAUUGGGGGGAAAUUUGUCAACAAUUAGACGUUACGUACAGUGUUUGAAUAAACCGCA
Molecule: messenger RNA, 5541 nt
Organism: Schistosoma curassoni
Lineage: Eukaryota; Metazoa; Platyhelminthes; Trematoda; Strigeidida; Schistosomatidae
Source: the annotation of a GenBank genome assembly